AUGGCCCUCAUCACAUUGGUGCAACUGACCAUUGUGGCACUAUUCACACCCAUGGUGGCUAGCUGUGAAGUCCAACACAUCAAGAAGACCAAUAUGGUGUUCAACAUGCAAGAUUGGGGGACAGGUCCGAAUCCGACCGCCAUUUCGGUAGCCGGUCGGAACCUCACAUCUUCGACAAUAACCAGCUUUGGAACUAUCAUAGCAAUCGACGAUGCUGUAACCGAAGGCCUGGAUCGAAAAUCAAAGGAGUACAAUGAGAGCACACUGGAGAUACAAGGGUCCGACCGAGCCAACCUCAAGCAGAGGGAGGUUUCGGUGGUGUCCGGCACUAGCUUGUUUCGGUAUGCCAAGGGCUAUGCUGUCUUAGAGACUGCCUACAUUGACCUUCCCAACCUCAAUGCAGUGAUCAAGUUCAAUGUAACCGUUCGACACCCUUGA
Magnolia sinica is the source of this 438-nucleotide messenger RNA. RefSeq names its product dirigent protein 23-like. Bases 1 to 438 code for a protein of 145 amino acids. Lineage: Eukaryota; Viridiplantae; Streptophyta; Magnoliopsida; Magnoliales; Magnoliaceae. The transcript is spliced from 2 exons. The record is from RefSeq and is a predicted model, not a curated record.